AACAUCAACUUCACAAAUAUCGUCUUUCUACGCCGUUCUACUCAUCGAUCAUGCCUUUCACUCAAACUGGAUCGUAUGCUGAAGCUAACAUCGACAAUUAUCAAGACAUCGGACGAGAUCAGCUCAACGCAAACAUUACCAUUAACCAGUCUGGCGCCUCAGACGAGGUCAUCCUAGCGAGGUUGAAUCCUGUAGAUUACAAUCGCCACUAUGUCCAACCAUGUAUGGAUGGCACACGACAAGAUAUCUUCGACAGAAUCGACAUCUGGCUUGCGGAUCCGAGCGCAAAGAACAUCCUGUGGAUCAAAGGUAGUCCUGGCGCAGGCAAGUCAGCCAUCGCUUCCAGCCUAAACUCUCAGUUAUCAAACAAAGGUAUUCUGGGUGGAUUUUUCUCUUUUCGACGCGGUGAUGCAUCUCUGAGCAAUCCCGCUGCUCUGUGGCGUACCAUCGCACAUGAGCUCGCUCAAUUUGAUCUCAGGAUUGCUUCCACUAUCAUAGAAACUCUAAAGAGCGGCCGGCUAAACCCGCAAAGGCCGAAUAUCAAAGAUCAUUUUAAUUCUCUCAUUGUAGAGAGUUUGAACGCCAACUACGGCGAGGAUCAGCAACAUCAUACGUAUCCAGUCAUUGUAGUGGAUGCACUUGAUGAGUGCGAUGAUUCGUCUGGGGAGUCUCAACGGGAGGCUUUAUUGGAUACUCUCACACAGUGGUCAAAGUUGUCCAAGGCGUUCAAAUUAAUCAUCACCAGUCGAGACGAUCGCAUCCCUUCGGAUUUUCGUGAAGCCUGCGAAGAUAUCGUUUUACCAACUGGAAACCAAGUGACGUCUACAGCGACUGCAGAUAUUCGUCGUGCAGCGGGCCUUUUUAUCUGGGCAGAAACCGCCAUGCGCUUCUUAGAAAAAGGUGAUCCACUAAAGCGACUAGAGAUAAUACGCUCCGGAGGGCCUUUAGACAUAGAGCAUAGCGUCAAUCAUCUGUAUAAGCAGAUAACCACCAAUGCGUGGGACAGCAUAGGAGAUAUUGAUGAGGUGGUGCAGGCAUUGCUUGGAGCUAUAGUGUUCGCAAAAGUUCCACUGUCACUCAAAUACCUGGAAGAGUAUUUCGCUGCUCGUGGCGAGGUGGAUAGCAUUGCAAUUGCAAUUGAUCGUGUUUUGGGAGAGUUGACUUCUGUUAUCUCGGUGGGCCAAGACGGGAUGGUUCGCAUCGAGCAUUUGUCGUUUAUGGAGUUUCUUUUGGAUUCGGACUGGUGUCCUGAUGCAUUUCGCAUUCACCGCAAUACAGAGAGCGCGAGGAACUUGGAUCUCUUGCGUGGAUGCAUGCAGAUUAUGCAGAACCCAAAGGACGGGUUGAGGUUUAAUAUAUGUGGAAUCGAGACAUCAUAUCUGCGGAACAGCGAUAUAAAGGAUAGGGAAAAGCGUAUCAAGGAUAAUAUUCCUGACCAUCUGAGCUAUUCGUCUCGGUAUUGGGGAGAGCACCUUGCUGACGCCAGAGCAUCAUUGGCUGGUUGCGCCUGGUUGGCAGAAAUGCUGCAGAGAUUUUUCAAACAUAAGUUACUCCACUGGUUGGAAGUCAUGUCGCUGUUGUACAAUGCGCCAAGUGCCCAUGCUGUCCUAAUUGCUGCGUCGCCUUCACUCAAGGUCAUUGAUAGAAAAUUAGAAGAAUUUGCACAAGAUGCACGUCGAUUUAUUGCCAAUUUUGAUGUGCCAAUUUUUGAGAGUUUGCCUCACAUCUACCUGUCUGCUCUGCCAUGGGCACCAGACAACUCACUGGUAUCCAGAGCAUAUCUGCCAUAUUUUCUGUGCACCAUUAGAAUUAUGUCUGGCAAGGAUAAACAGUGGCCGCCUAUACUAAAUAUCUUACGAAGUGACCAAGAUGGUUUCACAUCUGUUGCAUUUUCCUCUGAUGGCACCAAAGUGGCUUCAGGCUCUCUUGAUAAGACAGUGAGGAUCUGGGAUGCCACCUCUGGUCAGCUAGUGGCUAGCCCAUUUGAAGGCCACACAAAGGGUGUCAGAUCUGUUGGAUUUUCUCCUGAUGGCAAAAAAGUGGUUUCAGGCUCUGAGGAUAAGACAGUGAGGAUCUGGGAUGCCACCUCUGGUCAGCUUGUGGCUAGCCCAUUUGAAGGCCACAUCAGUUAUGUCACAUCUGUUGGAUUUUCUCCUGAUGGCACCAAAUUAGUUUUAGGCUUGGGGGAUAAGACAGUGAGGAUCUGGGAUGCCACCUCUGGCUCUGAGGAUAAAACAGUGAGGAUCUGGGAUGCCACCUCUGGUGACCUAGUGGCUGGCCCAUUUGAAGGCCACACAAAGGGUGUCAGAUCUGUUGGAUUUUCUCCUGAUGGCAAAAAAGUGGUUUCAGGCUCAAGGGAUAAGACAGUGAGGAUCUGGGAUGCCACCUCUGGUCAGCUAGUGGCUGACCCAUUGGAAGGCCACACUAGUGAUGUCACAUCUGUUGGAUUUUCUCCUGAUGGCACGAAAGUGGUUUCUGGCUCACUUGAUUGCACUGUGAGAAUCUGGGAUGCCAUCUCUGCUCAGCUAAUGUCUGUCUUUUCCCAAGGACGCAAUCAUUGGGUCACAUCUAUUGCAAUUUCUCCGAAUGCCACAGAAAGGGCUUCAGGUUCUGAGAGUCAUACAAUGGAGACACACACCACAUGGCGUGGUGAGCUUGUCGAGUUGUAUGGUGGCCAUAGCCAGGCAACAAGUGUUUUUCCACCUGCAGUCCCCUUAGAUUGGGAGAGACAUACAGGUCUUCCUAAUUUCUCAGGGUGGAUAUCAUAUGAAAUGGCGAACAUGCAUCCACUUCUGAUGCAUUGGAUACCACCAGACCUAAGGCCUUAUUGGUGCCGCCCAGAGGCUCUUGUGGUUAUUGGUAGGCGUGACAGCGUUCAUGUAUCAUAUGAACACUUUGUGUAUGGUAGCAACUGGACUGCCUGUCAGACGGCCAGCAAGGCUUUAGUUUACAAUGGACGGGGAUACGAUUCUGUAGUGGUCAAAGUACUUGGUUCAUCAUCUGAAACUGGCGUGGUCGUGGAACCAGAAAGUAGUAGUCAAGCAGUGGAUGCGGUGGAAACUUCGGGGCAUACUGCUGAGCCAUAUUCCGAACGGGACUCAAACAACCAUACAAGAUCCAUAGUGACCGAGGACCCAUACGGCCAGAGCAUUCACAAUAAUCCACCCGCUGGUCAGCUCCUGUCGUUACCAAGAGCAUCUGCGCUGUUGGUGCCGCUUAGUACUGUCCUCAUCGAAGAGGCCCACCCACAGGAAUCAGCGUCAACGUCAGCCAGGGAGACUCUUAGUGCAACACCCCCACAGGUUGAAACACCCAGCAAGCCGAGGAAAAAAUCACGCUGGCUAGGUUUAUUGCCGAAGAAAAUACAGAAUAAGCUAGGGAAAUGA
Molecule: messenger RNA, 3386 nt
Organism: Serpula lacrymans var. lacrymans S7.9
Lineage: Eukaryota; Fungi; Basidiomycota; Agaricomycetes; Boletales; Serpulaceae
Exons: 6
Coding region: 51-3386 (1111 amino acids)
Biological process (GO): negative regulation of transcription by RNA polymerase II
Cellular component (GO): transcription repressor complex; nucleus
Molecular function (GO): protein binding
Source: RefSeq, a predicted model, not a curated record